Vespa mandarinia (Asian giant hornet) is the source of this 840-nucleotide messenger RNA. RefSeq lists its product as uncharacterized. NCBI's taxonomy places the organism in Eukaryota, Metazoa, Arthropoda, Insecta, Hymenoptera, Vespidae. The record is from RefSeq and is a predicted model, not a curated record.
AUGGAAUGAAAUAUAAAUUAUUCUUUAUUUCAAUAAUUCUUACUAAACCUAAUAAUAUUGUUUUAAAAUAUCCUCUUAUUUAACAAAAAUAAAAAUAAUAUCGUUGUAAUACUUUACAUGAGUCAUCCUGGUUGUGUAAUGCUCCCGAAACUUAUCGGGAAAUCGUGGAGAUAAUUACGACGAUUUGGACUAUAUUUUCGACGGACGUGGCAGAGCACUUCCGGAGGACGAUUUCGAAGAUGAUUUUGUUUUGAAUCAACGCCGGUACAAAGAACGUGCCGCGGCUGCCUUCGAGGAAGAUUUGGCCGAAUUGAGACGCAAGAGAAGAGACAUGCAGGACCGUAUUUUCGACGUAAUCGAUUUGAACGCCGAAAUUGAGAAGGCCAAAAACACGUUAGAAGCCGCCGACAAUGCUUUCCAAAAACACGCAACUAAAUUCGAUAAUAACGAGGACGAUCAAGACAACAUAACUCUAACACAGAAACUCGAUAGAUCACGAAAAUUGGCUAAUAUGGAACUCGUACCAGAAAAAUCUAAAGCCAAACCACAAAUUAUAUUACAAUGGGCAAGAAUGCAAAACGUAGAACCGGAAAUAACAACGGUUCGAGCUUCCAAAGGAAGAGCUCGAUUUAAUUCUUUGGCCGAUGCUAAUGAAUUUAUUGAAGAUCCAUUAGAUGUUCUUGCCAUGCAGCCGAUAAAAAGAAAGUUUCUGAAAAGGAAGAAGAGCGUCUCCUUUUAAAAAACUUUAUUCGUAAUCGCGAUUGGAUCGGACUGAAUUUGUUGUUUGAUAUAACCCUUUUCAAAUGUGUAUUUUAAUUGAAACUGUAUAUACAUAUAUAU